Molecule: messenger RNA, 2490 nt
Organism: Aspergillus terreus NIH2624
Lineage: Eukaryota; Fungi; Ascomycota; Eurotiomycetes; Eurotiales; Aspergillaceae
Gene: pxa1
Product: putative peroxisomal ABC transporter (PXA1)
Exons: 2
Coding region: 1-2490 (829 amino acids)
Biological process (GO): fatty acid beta-oxidation; very long-chain fatty acid catabolic process; long-chain fatty acid import into peroxisome
Cellular component (GO): peroxisomal membrane
Molecular function (GO): ATP binding; ABC-type transporter activity; ATP hydrolysis activity
Source: RefSeq, a predicted model, not a curated record
AUGGCAGCGCAGUCCACACUCCGACCCCGAGAGGAUCCCCUCCUCGCCCUAUACCACAACUACGUCAACCUCCUCCGCUCCCGUGUCAAGCGGACCUCGAAAGUCACCAAGCUGAUCGCGACCCUUGCCCUGUUGCUGUCCAUCGUAGGAUCCGGUUAUGGGGGUUACUCCUGGUGGCGAGAAAGGUCCAAGGAGCGAGCGCGCGGGAAACGCUUACUACGACGGAAUUCAGGCAUCCGCGGGAAGGAUGGCUCCCGCACCGUCUAUGUCCCCUACAAGGACAACCUGACCUCCAAGGUCACCAUCUACGGAACCAAACCGACCACCUUUGAUGCCCAUCGGAGGCUGUUCCUCAACCCCCCGGCCUCCGCCCGCGAUGGGAACGGCGAGGCCGCGAACCAGAUCCCUCCGCCGACGACAAAACCGGGUCUGAACCUCGCGUUCCUGCACCAGUUCCUGAGUCUCUGGAGUAUCAUGGUGCCCCGAUGGAGUAGCAAGGAAACCGGCCUCUUGAUGGGUCACGGUGUGUUCUUGCUGUUGCGCACGUACCUGUCCCUCCUAAUUGCGAGAUUGGAUGGCGAGAUCGUCCGAGAUCUUGUUGCCGGAAAGGGCCGUGCCUUCUCCUGGGGCAUCCUGAAAUGGUGUGGCAUCGGUACGCUGGCAUCGUACACCAACGCCAUGAUCAAGUUUCUCCAGUCCAAAGUGUCGAUUGCCUUCCGGACGCGACUCACACGAUACAUCCAUGAUCUGUACCUGACGGGUGACAGCAAUUACUACAAAUUAAUGAACCUCGACGGCGGGAUCGGCCAAGGCGCCGACCAGUUUAUCACCCAAGACCUCACGCUCUUCUGCUCCGCAGCGGCCGCCCUCUACUCCUCCAUGGGCAAGCCCCUGGUGGACCUGUUCGUCUUCAACUAUCAACUCUACCGCUCUCUCGGGCCCUUGGCCCUCAGUGGGAUUUUGACUGGGUACUUUAGCACCGCCAUCGUCCUGCGGAAGCUGUCCCCGCCGUUUGGAAAGCUCAAAGCUGUCGAGGGCAAGAAAGAGGGAGACUUCCGGGGCCUACACUCUCGAUUACUCGCCAACGCUGAGGAAAUCUCGUUCUACGGUGGUGCGGAUAUCGAGCGCGUCUUCCUCACGCGAAGUUUCAAGGAUCUCCAGCGCUGGAUGGAGGGCAUCUACAGUCUCAAGAUUCGCUACAACAUGCUCGAGGACGUUAUCCUCAAAUACGCCUGGUCGGCCUUUGGCUACCUGAUCACCUCGCUCCCCGUCUUUCUGCCCGCCUGGGGCGGCUUAGGCGGAGCGAUGGAGCUGGCCGACACGCCCGAGGAGAUCGGACGGGAACGAGGCCGCAUGAAGGAAUUCAUCACCAACAAGCGCCUGAUGCUGUCGCUGGCCGACGCCGGCGGCCGGAUGAUGUACAGCAUCAAGGACAUUUCCGAACUCGCCGGCUACACCUCGCGCGUGUACACCCUCAUCUCGACGCUGCACCGUGUCCACGCCAACGCAUACUAUCCGCCCCCGGGCGCCCCCGCCGAACUAUACUCCCUCGCCGACGUCCAAGGCACCAUCCACAACGGCUUCGACGGCGUCCGCCUUGAAUCCGUCCCCAUCGUCGCGCCCUCCCUGUUCCCUCUGGGCGGUGACGAGCUCCUUGAGUCCCUGUCCUUCAUCGUCCACUCCGGCGACCACCUUCUCAUCACCGGCCCCAAUGGCGUCGGCAAGUCCGCCAUCGCCCGCAUCGUCGCCGGCCUGUGGCCCGUGUACCGGGGCCUAGUCAGUCGCCCGCGCGGCUUCGGCGUGGACGGGAUCAUGUUCCUGCCGCAGCGUCCCUACCUCAGCGUCGGCACGCUCCGUGACCAGGUCAUCUACCCGCACACGGAGAUUGACAUGCGCGAGGCCGGCACGUCCGACGCCAUGCUGCAGAAGAUCCUCGACGACGCGCACCUGGGCUAUCUGCCCACCCGCGAGGGCGGGUGGGACGCGCGCAAGGAGUGGAAGGACGUUCUGAGCGGCGGCGAGAAGCAGCGCAUGGCCCUCGCCCGGAUCUACUACCACGAGCCGCACUACGCCUUCCUCGACGAGGGCACCUCGGCCGUCUCGGCGGACGUGGAGGGCCUCCUCUACGAGCGGGCCAAGGAGCGGGGCAUCACCCUGAUCACCAUCUCCACCCGCGCGUCUCUGAAGAAGUACCACACCUAUAGUCUGACGCUCGGUCUUGGUCCAGAGGGAGACCAGUGGGAGUUUGAGCGCAUCGGCACGGAGAAGGAGAAGCUCGGGGUUGAGAAGGAGCUGCAGGAACUACGAAAGAGGCUGGACAAGGUCGAGGAUUGGAAGAAGCGUCGCGAGGAGAUUGAGAACGAGCUCAACAAGGUGUGGGUGGAGGAUGGGGAGUUGGCACCCCCGCCGGCUCUAGUAUACCGUUUGGAGUACUUUAUACUGGGCACGAUAGAAUUUGGUAAUGUAGCAGCCGGUGGAUUUGUGAUUUAG